This is a messenger RNA of Sus scrofa (pig), 4626 nucleotides long. The record is from RefSeq and is a predicted model, not a curated record. NCBI's taxonomy places the organism in Eukaryota, Metazoa, Chordata, Mammalia, Artiodactyla, Suidae.
AAGCUCCCAGAGUUCCUAUUGGGUCAACGCGGGAAGUUCCAAGAUGGCGGCAGUGGCGACCUGCGGCACCUGCACCGGGAGUCCCGGGUCCACAGUGGCGGCGGCCAGCAAGAACAACGUCACCAGUUUCCAGCGGAGGGGUCCUAGAGCCAGCGGUUCCGACAGUGGCUACUCUCGACUGGUGUCCAUCGCGGGGACACGACCGUCUGUGCGGAAUGGACAGCUGCUGGUGUCAACUGGGCUCCCAGCCCUGGACCAGCUCCUAGGUGGAGGUUUGGCCGUUGGAACAGUUCUUCUAAUUGAGGAGGAUAAAUACAAUAUUUAUUCUCCUUUACUCUUUAAGUAUUUCCUGGCAGAAGGAAUUGUCAAUGGACAUACUCUGUUGGUUGCAUCUGCAAAAGAAGACCCUGCUGACAUUUUACAGGAACUUCCUGCACCGUUACUUGAUGAUAAUUGUAAAAAGGAAUUUGACGAAGAUGUACAUAAUCAUAAAACACCAGAAUCUAACAUUAAGAUGAAAAUAGCUUGGCGUUACCAGUUAUUACCCAAGAUGGAGGCUGGACCAGUAUCCUCUUCACGAUUUGGUCACUAUUAUGAUUUAUCAAAAAGAAUACCUCAAGAACUAAUUGAAGCUUCAAAAUGGCAUAGAUUUUUUCUUCCAGAAAAAAUAUCCUCAACAUUUAAUGUAGAACCCUGUUCUUUGACUCAUGGCUACAAAAGACUGCUUCAGUUUAUCCAGAACAUCAUUUAUGAGGAAGGAUUUGAUGGAUCCAACCCCCAGAAAAAACAGAAAAAUAUUUUAAGAAUAGGAAUCCAAAGUCUUGGUUCACCUUUGUGGGGAGACGACAUUUGCUGUACUGAGAACUGUGACAACAGUCACAGUCUUACGAAGUUCCUGUAUAUUCUCCGUGGUCUUCUGCGAGCCUCUCUCUCAGCUUGUAUCAUCACAAUGCCAACACACCUUAUCCAGAAUAAAGCGAUUAUUGCUCGUGUUACAAACUUGUCAGAUAUAGUAGUUGGUUUGGAAUCAUUUAUUGGUUCUGAGAGAGAGACCAACCCAUUAUAUAAGGAUUAUCAUGGUUUGAUUCAUAUACGGCAGAUUCCUCGGCUUAAUAACUUGAUUUGCGAUGUAUCAGAUGUCAAAGACUUAGCUUUUAAAUUAAAAAGGAAGCUAUUCACCAUUGAGGUGUUCUAUUUAUUGGAAAUUCUUUGACUAGCACCUUUAAGCAAAAUUAAACGGUAAAACUUAUGGUCACAAAACAUUUUCCUCUUUUGUAGAUUAGUAUUAUUUUAAAAAGUUUCCUACAGUUCAAUAAGAAGAAAUUAUGUUCCUCAAUAAGGAAAUUCGAGAUUAAAUAUAAAUUAUUAGUUUUUAAAAGGUAGGAUUUGGGGGACUGAAAUAAUUAAGAAAAAAUGUGGUGUGAUAGAGAUGGCUUUGGCCACACAACUACUAAAAUGGUUCUCUUAUUUAAGUAGAAAUUAAAAUUUCGUCAAAAUUAUUACUGUCACAACUCUCUGCCACAGUGGACAUUUCAUAGAGUAGCCAGUUCAGGUUCUUUGUAGCUGGUACAGUGAAGUUCACUGAACUGUUUUGUCAGAUGCUGUCAAGUCAACCCACCAUUGUUGUAGAGAAUCAAACUAAAUCAUUUUGGCAUGAGCCUUCCAGAAAUAAGAUACCCAGUAUGAAUGGUUUAAUGAAAUUGAGUAUUUGGUUUCAACUUUUUGUAAGAAUGUCAAAAAUAUAUUGCAAUCAUUCAGAAAUUUUUCAGUCAAUCAGUUGAAAUGUCUGAUCCUAUAGUUCAUGAAAAAUUUGUUUUAAAUAUCAUUACUUAAUACAAGUAAUACUUGGAAUGUGUUUGGGUAUAUUUUGUUAGUAUAAGACUCUUUACUAAACAUUUCAACAUAGUAAAAUUUCCAAUUAUAUGAUCACUUAGUAAAAAGAGAGAAAAGGUGUCUUUUACUAAAAUUAAAUUUUUCUGUUAAAAAUGAAGUUGAUUUCAAGUUCAAUAAUAGCUCUUUCUGUUUCGGUAAUAACUCUUUUUGUUUCCAAAAGCUGUUAUUAAAAAUAAAGUUGUAUUUGAUUAGAUUUUUAAGAACUUAAUGAAUAGUUUAUGAAUGUUCUAAAUGUUUAAUCUUAUUAGAAAAACAGCUUAUCUUUAUGAUCAGUUGUUAUUUAAAAGGCAUUAUUACAUCAGUUAAAUGCCUCAAACUUUUUAUUUAUGUCUUUUGAUUAUAGGAGGGUUGUUUGUUGAUAUUCCUGCCCCAUAACCUUGGAAAUACUUCACCAACUUAUACUGUAGCUAUGGUGUAGCACUGAAAAAGCUUUUAACAAAAAGCCCCUUGGUGCAAUUAAAGGUCACUUGUACAUAUUGUAAUAGGCUACUCAUUUACAAGAUCUUUGUGAAGGGUCAGUGCUAUAGCAUGAAAUGGAUUGCCCUUGUUGAGCCUGUAAAUCAAUGGGUCAACUUAUAUUCAGUGGGAAAGGAAAAAUCUAGCACAAUUCUACUUCGUUAUUAUUUUUAUAAACAAUUGCUAAAAUGUUGAGCAAAGCUAAAUGCACUAGUGCUAUUUUCUUAACAUAAAUAUAGAAAAUUAUUAGAAUAUGUGACUACAGUUUUUAAGAAAAUCUGCACUCUCUCACGCAUACACGCAUACAUACACAUGCACAUUUUUGUUUGGUUGUUAAAUAUAUGGCUCAUGUCCUGGUCUAGAAAAACAUAGCACAAUGGUAGUAUUCAAACGGCCUUUACUAUCAUGUUUCAAAAUGCCUAAGUUGUAUAUACCCAUUUUUUCUGUACUGAGAUUCAAAACUUGUCAAGAAUAGGUAUGAAAAAGGAAUCAGUGUAGAUAGAGACUUAUUUUAGUUAUCUUUCAUAGCUUUUCCAGUGCUCUUUGGGGAAAAAAUGGUGGCGGAGAAAACGUAUUAGUAAUGAUCUGUGCUAACUAAAUUCAGUCACCUGUUUUUUCAAUAAACUAAGACUUUAGGAUAAAAAUAAAAGUAAUGGUGAAAAGAAAAUAUUUUGUAUUUUAUAAUAAUUUUAAUAUGCAUAUUUUACAUAUUUUGUAUAUAUGCUUAUGAACUAUACAUCAUUUUUUUAUUCUCGAAAUAAUAUCAAAUGAGUAAAACUAGGAGUCCCCUGGUGGCUCUGUGGGUUAAAGAUCCAGCAUUGUCACUGCUGUCGCUUGGGUCACGGGCCCAGAAACUUCUGCAUGCUAUGGGUGGGCCAAAAAAAAAUUAGCAAAAAUAUACUAAUGAAAUAAAUUUAACCAGCACUUUCUAGAUUCUUCCCUCUGAAUUUGGCCAUUCAGACACCCAACAACUACCCACCCCUAAUUUUAUUUUUGGUUCUGUUGUACUAUCAAAAAUGAAAAAAAAAAUUAAAUUUGCAGUCAAGGCCAAAUCAAAUCUCCUCUGUCAAAAAACAUAAUUUAACAAUGGAUUUGAAUCAAGAAUCAAACGAGGAGUUCCUUUUGUGGCUCAGUGGUUAAUGAACCCGACUAGGAACCGUGAAGUUGCUGGUUCGAUCCCUGGCCUUGCUUAUCGGGUUAAGGAUCUGGCAUUGCCGUGAGCUGUGGUGUAGGUCACAGACGCAGCGGCUCGGUUCCUGUGUUGCUGUGGCUUUGGGGUAGGCCGGCGGCUACAGCUCCGAUUAGACCCCUAGCCUGGGAACCUCCAUAUACCACAGAUGCAGCCUCAGAAAAGACAAAAAAAGCCUCCCCCCAGAAAAAGAAGAAGAAGAAUCAAAUGAAGAAUAAUAAGUUAACUUUUAAAAACCUGUAGGACUAAUUGGUCUAUAAAAAUAAGGUGAGACAUGACGUAAAUAGCCAAGAAUAGCUUGACGCAAGUAAUCUUUCUCUGCUUGUUACUGAGCUCUUGAAUAUCCCUUCUGCACUGUUUGGUUUGUUUGUGUUGCCAUACUUCUUUAGCACAGUGGAAACACCUGCCUAAGCCUUAUUUAUAAAAUAUCAAAUCUUUGGGGAAAUCUGGUUCAUUUAGGGACAUAAAUGCUUUAAACUUAUGUCUGUUUUACUCAGCAUGGUAUCCUCUUUUCUUAGUUUAGUGCCUGAUCAUGUAGGUGCUCAAAAAAUAUUGAAUGAAUGACUAAACGAAUGAAUGUUCUCUUGCCAGUGCUCAAAACAAUUAGGUGUGGCCAUAAAAUCUCACCAUUUCAGACUAUAUGGAAUAGUCUGAUAAUGCUAAUAAACUUGCCAUAAAUGCUAAUAUUUCCAUUUAAGGUUUUGCCUAAGUAAAAUAACCUUCAAAAAUAUCAUCUAAUGGGAGAUCCCAUUAAGGCUCAGGGGUAACGAAUCCAACUAGUAUCCAUGAGAAUACAGGUUUGAUUCCUGGCCUCGCUCAGUGGGUUAAGGAUCCAGUGUUGCCAUGAGCUGUGGUGUAGGUCACAGACGGCUCGGAUUGUGUGUUGCUGUGGCUUUGGCGUACGCUGGCAGCUACACCUGAUUCGACCCCUCGCCUGGGAACUUCUAUAUACCAUGAGUGCAACCCUAAAAAAAAAAAAAAAAAAAAAAAAAAAAAAAAAAGACAAAAAAAAAUCAACUCAUAAUAUAAGGAACCAUUAUUGCUGAAAUAAAGAAGACCUAUACUCCUCAAAAAUACUAGGUAGGAAA